Molecule: messenger RNA, 387 nt
Organism: Symbiodinium necroappetens
Lineage: Eukaryota; Dinophyceae; Suessiales; Symbiodiniaceae
Source: the annotation of a GenBank genome assembly
GAGUGGCUGCUUGGAGAGACCUACGAUCCGUUGAAUGUGCCAAUUGCUCUUUUCAUGGAGCGUUUUUCGGUUCCUGGUGAAGAAGAAGAUCCGGAACAGUUCGAAGAUGAAGAGAGGAAGUUCCGGGUCUCUCAUACUCAUCCAGUCGAACCUCCCAUGGAAACCGCUGCGUCGUUGGACGGCAGCUUUUUAUGUCGUGAGGAGGUGGUACAAGCGAAUGUGAUUUUUCAACAUUGCGCUUCCAAGGGAACCUUCGACAUCUCCCACGCAGAUGCGGAGCGCAUCGCUGGUGUCGCCAUCGAUCCGUGCGCUGUCUGCAGAAGUUCUGGAUUGGGAAACUCCACCGAGCCCUCGAUGAAAUGGAUGUUGCGCGCCAUAACGGGGUGA